Porites lobata is the source of this 3246-nucleotide messenger RNA. Lineage: Eukaryota; Metazoa; Cnidaria; Anthozoa; Scleractinia; Poritidae. The record is from the annotation of a GenBank genome assembly.
CACCACAGGCUGAGAGACGUGGAAUCUCCUGUCCUGUUGGUAGUAAAGGAUCAAGAGGGAUUUGUAAGUGAGCUCUAUUUAUAUAGUGUCAUCUGGAACCGAUUUUCGUGUUAAUCAUAACUAUAACAAAAUUCUCAAAUCUGAUUGCCUAUCAACUGACGGUGUAAUACUGCCUAAGUAAUUGGACAGUACGCGCCAUCGCGCGCACACACUUAUUUUAAAUAACUUUUUUUUCACUGCUAGCAGAAAACUCUCGGAAUUUCUUGUGUUCUAAUUUACUCGUGAUUAAACAAAUCGGACUACGACGUUAAUCACUCAUGUGAUUGCAGAACGAAUUAGACUCCAUUUAGUCCUAUUACCUUUAUUAAUUAAUAUACAAUAGGAUUUAGGAGUGUUUUUUUCAUUACUCUUUCCUAAUUUCCAAUACUUUUUCUAUUUGUUGGUCUUUUAGACCACUUUGUUUGAUGAAAAACGUUGCAUUAUAUGUCAUCAUUGGAAUUUGCCGGUCGAAAUCUCUUCCUCAAGCUAUAAUUAUACUAGAGGAGAAAUGUUUCCGGAUUUAUUACAUUUAGCUAUAGGGUAUUCGGACUUGUAGGCGUUUACGCAAACACAGCCAACUGGAAAAAAUUAAUCCUCACUGUUCACUUUAGCUUACGGAUUCAUAUUUUUGGGCACGCCACCAAACUCGGAUGUUUGUAUUUCGGGUUCAGGCAGUCCAACUAGCAUAGACCUAGCUUCAAGCCUUAUGCAUGUAUCCCUGACCUAUUUGACGAAAUCGCUUUCAUGUUUCGCCUUCUUCGAACGAUUUCUGUCUCCUGCACAACAUUUACAUUAUUAUGAUAGGUAACUUUCCACAAAAGUGAAAAGAUCGCAACAGAUACAGAUAGUAGGUCCCUCCACCACAAACGUACACGGUUAAUUUGGGGCGUCUAUAUCUCCAGUAUCAUACAUUUUGAAAGUGAAAUCCAGGUCUUUUUGUUAACAUUUGUUUAUUAGGUGUUUGAUGUAUUUUCUCCAAUUUCUCCUCGGAUGGACGCUAGUUUCUGUAGGUUUGGAAAAUCAUAUUUCUUCACUUGUAGACCACAGUUCAAGGUAAGCUUAGCGAUAAGACCUAAAACUAAAUAUAUUGUGCAGUGUUUCAUCUGGCGGACGAUCAGUUCUUUCCACCAGCGCUUUUUCUUCACCUACGCACCAGACCCUUAAGACGUUUUUUAGUUUAUCCGAGCUGUAUACAGGACGCAUGUCAAUGAAUCUAGUGACCGACUUAGCUCUCAAACGACUUCUCCCAUACAGUAAAAUGGUGGUAUAGUGUUUGAGGGCUCAGACGUUUUCCUUGUUUCAAAAGGUAUUCUUUUUUCCUGCAUCACUGUGAUUCUUUAAAAAACACGACAUAGUUAUUAGCCCCAUGUAAAGGAAUCCAAGACAGUCUCAGAUUCUGGAUUCCGGAUUCUUUGUCAAAGGAACUUGGAUUCCGCAUUCCAAUGGUUAGUGCCAUUCCGGUUACCUUGAGCUGUAUUAUGGAUUUCAAAAUCCAGGAUUCCAGAUUCCACCAGAUAAAAUUCUCAAAUUCCAGAUUCCAGAAGCAAACAUUUUGCGGAUUCCGGAAUCUGGAUUCCCUUACCUGGGAGUUAUGUUCAUUAUCGGGACGCAACGUAGUCUCACCCUAGGUUUCAGAGGAUAUUUUUUUCUCAUCGAUAUUGAUGUUUGCCGCGUCAACGAGGCGCCGAGAGAAAAAAAAGUCCGUCUUGGGAGCCUUAUCAAACCGUAAGCACGGUUUAUUUCAUCUUACGUAUUUUAAGAACGGACUUCUGGAGCCAGGGUAACGUAGCCUCACAAUAUCACAUGUAAUUAGAGAUACAGGUAUCUACAUUGGCUUGGCUCUUUUUGUAGAUUUAUCCAUGCCGUGGAAGAAAUUCUUAUUACAUGACAGGAGAUGCAAAUGGACUUGCCUUCGGAAGCAGUGAGUAAGUGUUGUCUUUUCACUGUUUUUAUAUUUAAUGGCACUCUUCCCUUCCGGAUGUUGACAAACAAUACGUAUACUAUACUAUUUUGUUUAUGAAUUUAAUGAUGAUUUGUAAAUUACAUCAAUGAAAUAAAACUUAUUUUAAUCGACAAAGCAAUGAUCUUCAGUCUCUAGUUGAGUUAUGUGUUGCUCAACCGAGUCGUUCGCAGGUCACGGGUAGGAAAGAACCCUGGGAACGAGGUCGUGUGUUGAUGAGUUUAUGUCUUUUAUAUUAAGACCCUUCUUCGUUUGACUAUUUUCAUAUUUUUGUGUCUAACUGCGUAAACCUCAACCCGCCUUUGUUGUUUGGGCCUUUAAGUUGGUCCAAAACUGCCCACAUUGCUAGAUGCAACAUUUGGAUUUGUAUUUUGAUUCUAUAACAGCUUUACAUGACUUCGAACGACUUUUAGGACCAACAGCCCGUUCUAUUAUGUUGUGUUAUGUUAGAAAAAACAUGGUGGGUCUGUUCACGCGACGAAGUACCAAGAACGCUUUUCAAAAGUCAGAACUGGCCCACCAGAUGUCUGAGUAAUUGAAACGUGAAACAUAAGUUUUUUCUCGAAAUUUUUUUCUGUAAUCAUAGGAGUGAUUAACAAAAUCGUGGGAGUCCGAUUUGUUUAAUCACGGGUUUGAUCACAGACUGAAUUGGACGGUACAAAUCGAAGUUCUGUUACAAUUUUAUCAUAAUCAUUACAAUUUUCGAAAAAACAAAUGCAUUUUGUUUUUGUGAAAGAGCUUUUAAUACCAAUUAUCCAAAAUUAGGGAAAAAUAACAAAGAGACAUUGUAUAAUGUUACAAAUUCGUCCAUUUUUGCUUUGGUUAUAGUGAUAAAUUCUGCGAUUAAAGGUGUCUGAUUACAGUCAACUGUCCGAUUACAACCCUACACAAUGAUUGGUGAAAAAUAAAGUAGUCAACGCACCAAUUAAAUUUGAGGAAAUUGUAACGGUUGUGAUGAAUAGUGGAAUUCUCUUUUUGAUCGGGCUGCUCUAGCCAGCUAAAACUGACAAAUAGUAAGCGCCCCUAGUAUGAUGACGCGAGGACACAAAGAACGGCUGCGUCAAAGACUAUGAAGUACCUUGAUCACUAUUAAAUUUUUGUUAAAUUUCAGGGGGAAAUUUGGGCUUUGGUUAGACAGUGAUCUGUAUCAUGGUAGAAGCACUGCCUGCGAAACUUAUGACAGCGAGAUGCUUUUCGCCACCGAGGAUUUCAUUUGUCUUGGCGUUGAAGUCUGGACUUUUGGGUAG